Molecule: messenger RNA, 789 nt
Organism: Alosa sapidissima (American shad)
Lineage: Eukaryota; Metazoa; Chordata; Actinopteri; Clupeiformes; Clupeidae
Product: kunitz-type protease inhibitor 1-like
Exons: 4
Coding region: 1-594 (197 amino acids)
Molecular function (GO): serine-type endopeptidase inhibitor activity
Source: RefSeq, a predicted model, not a curated record
AUGGAGUUUGUGACACCAGAGCCUGUCUACGGAGACCCCUGUGAGCAGUACACCAACAUAUCUGACCGUGUAGGGGGUGACAUUCUGGAUUUCGGCACCAUUCCCAUCCCAUCUUUGGCAGAGGAGCGUUUGGGAUACUGUUGCCCCCAACUGUACAGUCCUACGGUCAAAAACAUAAAACUGUGUUCAGGAGUGAUCAUCAGUAAAGGAAGUGUGGAUGUUAAAGCCUGUCCAUCUGGUGGAUACUAUGUGCAUAAGCUCAGACCCACCACCAGCAAUCAGAUGUAUGCCACAAGCCAUCAGAAUUGCACUGAGUCCUAUUGUGGUGAGUUUGCCCAAUGUGGUUUAUUGGGAGCCUGUGAGUGUAAGCCUGGAUAUGAGAUGCCCAAAAGACUUCUACCGACAGGAGACACAUACGGAUGCACAGAUCAGUGUCUGGCCCCAAAGGUUGUGGGCCGCUGUCGCAGAUGCUCCCCCCGCUGGUAUCACAAUGCUGUGACUAACAAGUGUGAGCGGUUCAUAUAUGGACGUUGCGGGGGCAACCGCAACAAUUACCAGUCCGAGAAGGAGUGCACUGAUACCUGCCUGAUUUAAAAAGAUGUCCAUAAGAAUUGAUGAUCUAUACACCAUCAACAAAUUUCUUUAAAAAAUGUGGUCAAUUUUUGUUUUUAAGCACAAUGUUGAGUUUGUGUAACAUUCAAAAGGAUCUCAUAUCUCAUCACAAUGCAUUGUGUGAACAUGAGACUAGGUGAUCAUGAUAACAGAAAUAAAACAAAUUCAUGUUGCAUC